Vigna radiata var. radiata (mung bean) is the source of this 1920-nucleotide messenger RNA. Its product is annotated as mannan endo-1,4-beta-mannosidase 2. The coding region runs from base 566 to 1876 and encodes 436 amino acids. NCBI's taxonomy places the organism in Eukaryota, Viridiplantae, Streptophyta, Magnoliopsida, Fabales, Fabaceae. Gene Ontology annotation, molecular function: hydrolase activity, hydrolyzing O-glycosyl compounds. The record is from RefSeq and is a predicted model, not a curated record. The transcript is spliced from 5 exons.
GAAAAAUUGAAAGAUACUCUGCUUAAAGUAUUAGAACUGAAGGAAGGUUCACAAUCCUCAGAUCUAAAUCCAAACAACUGAAUACACUGAUACAAACAUUUCACCACACAAUCACCUUCUUCAUCAAUUUUCCCCCUUCAACCUAAUUAAUCACCCUCUCAUAUUUUUUUGACUGUUCUGACUGAAGAACACAGACAUGUGAGUCAUUUUCAUUAUGUUCUUUUACUUCCUUCCCCAUGGUUGAAGCACAAACAUUUCCAUUUCAAGCAUAGCUAUAAAAUAAAACCCCUUCUUUCAGCAACCUGCAACCUUGUGAAAGUUGAAGUCUUCUUGCACUUAAUUUCUUAAAGUUAACGCCUUUCGGGUUCACUCACAGUCCUCGGAGAGAAAGAUAGAGAUCUGUUAAUUCUGAUCAUUUGGGGUGUCAAACAUUCACAUUCACAUCUGGGUCUGAAGUUGUGAAUUCUGCAACCUUCAUCUUGUGUCGCUAACAAAGUGUCCCUUUGAAUAAGAAUCUCAAGGGGUAUCCGAGGAUCUCCCAAAUUUGUUGAAUUUCUCUGGUUCUAUGUUGCAGAAGGUGUGCAAGAGAUACAGAAUCAUGGUGGGUGGAAAUGGUUUGUUUUACCCUGUUGUGGGGUUUGCAUCGAUCGUGUUAUUCAUAUACAUGUCUUUUGGGGACGUGAAGUUUGGCUUUGAGGAGGAAGUGGAAUUGGCUUUUGUGGAGAGAAAUGGAACUCAGUUUAUGGUGGAUGGGAAGGCUUUCUACAUUAACGGAUGGAACUCUUACUGGUUAAUGGUGCAAUCUGUAGAUGAGUAUUCCAGGCCAAGGGUGCGCGAAAUGCUGAAGGCUGGGGCCAAGAUGGGGCUUACUGUGUGUAGAACUUGGGCCUUCAAUGAUGGUGACUACAAUGCUCUUCAGAGUUCUCCUGGUGUGUUCAAUGAGCAAACUUUCAAGGCCUUGGACUAUGUUAUAGCAGAAGCAAGGAAACAUGGAAUUAGGCUGCUCCUUAGCUUAGUAAAUAACUUGCAUGCAUAUGGUGGGAAGACUCAAUAUGUUAAAUGGGCAUGGCAAGAAGGAGUAGGGCUAAGCUCAUCUAAUGAUUCCUUCUUCUUUGAUCCAUCAAUUCGUAGUUAUUUCAAGAAUUAUAUUAAGACAAUUCUGACAAGGAAGAAUACUAUAACUGGAAUUGAAUAUAGAAAUGACCCUGCCAUUUUUGGUUGGGAAUUGAUUAAUGAACCUCGGUGCAUGACUGAUCCUUCUGGUGACACUCUCCAAGAUUGGAUAGAGGAAAUGUCAGCNUUUGUCAAACUCAUCGACAAACGUCAUCUCUUGACGGUUGGACUCGAAGGUUUUUACGGUCCUAAUGAUCCGAAAAGAUUGACGGUGAACCCUGAGGACUGGGCAUCUCGACUUGGAUCUGAUUUUAUANGGAACUCCUUGAUCUCAAACAUUGAUUUCACCUCUGUUCAUAUCUAUCCUGAUCACUGGUUUCAUGAGCAGGUAUUUGAAGACUACAUGAAAUUUGUGUCAAAGUGGAUGCUUUCUCACAUUGAAGAUGGUGAUAAGGUACUGAACAAGCCGGUUGUGUUCUCUGAAUUUGGAUUGUCAGACAUAAAUUUUACAAUGUCGGAGAGAAAAACAAUGUACAAAACAAUUUUAGACAUAUCGUACAAAUCUGCNAAGAAAAACAGGUCUGGAGGUGGAUGUAUGGUUUGGCAAUUCUUGGUUGGAGGAAUGCAGGAGUUUAGUGAUGAUUUUGGAAUCAUUCCUUGGGAAAAGACAUCAAUUCCUUCACUGUUCAUUGAACAAUCAUGCAGAUUGGCGAAGGUGAAGGAGUGGCCGCAUAAGGACAAAAGUUUCAAACAAUUUUGUUAGAAAAAAGUGUGGAAAAUAAAAGCCCUUGAUUUAUGGGUUGUUUU